Molecule: messenger RNA, 846 nt
Organism: Clunio marinus
Lineage: Eukaryota; Metazoa; Arthropoda; Insecta; Diptera; Chironomidae
Source: the annotation of a GenBank genome assembly
GAAUAUUUGUGCUGCCUCGAACAGAAUCAUCAUCGCGAUCAGUAUUCAAUGAAAAUCUUUUGUAAUAAGAUUGAAAGUUUAUUUAAUCAAUAGUAGAAUCGUUUAAAAUAUCAAAUAUAUCUUAUAAAAUCUAGGAAUCAAUACAGAACCAUGAAUAAUACUUUGAGAAAUACAAUAAACCUUUUUUUGGGCUUUCUAUUUUUCGCCGCACUCUCUAACGUUUCAGCUGGCCUCAAAGAAGGAGAUUGUGAAGUGUGUAUAAAAACAGUAGAGAAGUUUGCUAACACAUUAGAGGAAGCUGUUAAAAAGGACCCGAAAGCAAUAGAAACUGAAUUCAGAAAAUAUUGCAAGACCACCAAAAAUAAAGAAAACCGUUUUUGUUAUUACCUCGGAGGACUUGAAGAGUCAGCAACUGGUAUUCUAGGAGAAUUAUCGAAACCGAUAAGCUGGUCAAUGCCAGCUGAAAAGAUCUGUGAAAAGCUCAAAAAGAAAGAUGUACAGAUCUGUGACCUUAAGUUUGAUAAGCAAAUUGACUUGAACACAGUAGACCUUAAGAAACUUAAAGUUCGGGAUCUCAAAAAAAUUCUCAGUGAUUGGGAUGAGACAUGCGAAGGUUGCAUCGAAAAGUCUGAUUAUAUUAAGAGGAUAGAGGAACUUAAACCUUUAUAUGCCUCAUCAGGAUCGGCAAAAAGUGAACUGUAAAUAUUCAGCACAAGCGUUUCAAAGUUCCACCCACAAUGAGGAUAAUAAUUUAUCAAUCAAACAUCAUUUCAUUGAAAUAACAUUGUUUAAAAUCAAUUUUUUUUGUGAAUAAAUGGCUAAUUGAAUUUUUAAGACUCAAAAAUA